Messenger RNA from Colletotrichum karsti, 1026 nucleotides. RefSeq lists its product as uncharacterized. The record is from RefSeq and is a predicted model, not a curated record. The transcript has 5 exons. The coding region runs from base 1 to 1026 and encodes 341 amino acids. NCBI's taxonomy places the organism in Eukaryota, Fungi, Ascomycota, Sordariomycetes, Glomerellales, Glomerellaceae.
AUGAAGCCCACUUUGAUCACCCUCAUUGGUCUCUUGGCUACUUCUGUUGCCGCUGGCCCCGUCCCCGCUUCUGGCGGUUUUGACCUUGAACCCAGAGGUAAUGGGAACAACGGAAACACUGCGAAGCAGGGUGAGAAGGGCGGCAACAAGGGCGGUAACCAAGCGGGUGGCGCCAAGAACGGCACCGCCAACGCUGGAGGUGCUGCGGGAGGAGCCGCUGGUGGUGCUGCGCCCAAGGCUGGCAACACCACGGCUCUUGUGCUGCCCGACGGCCGUAUCAAGCAGGAUGCUACUCCGGAGAGCUUCAAUGUCCUUGAGAGCGUCUUCAAGAGUGCCGUCGUGAAGGGAGAUGGUCUCAAGUUCAGCGAUGUCAUCACCUUCCCUCAAGGGCAAGCGUCUUUGUUUGAUAAGGCCACCAACACCAAGGCUUUCGCCAUUAACAUCGACGACAAAUCGGUUUUCAUUCCCAAGGGUGGCGAGGCUCAAGCGAACAUCCGCCGUGCCGAUCUUCUUCCCAGCAUUCGCUCGCAGCUGAACGACGUCGCGGUCACCGGCGUGCGCACUAUGCACUUCUCCAUCCAACGCGAUGCCACAAAGCCUCUCAAUGCCAGUCACGAUUACCAGGUCAUGAACCUCGAGUCUAAGGACUUCCAAUUCCACCAGAUCGACGUCAGGACCGGUGCGGAGAACGGCAACGACAUCGCCAUCUUUGGAAACUCCAAGAACCCCGCUGGAGCCCAGAAGAUUUUCUCCACGCCCUUUGGCGAGGGCAAGUUUGAGAACUUUGCGAUCAAGAUGGAUUUCACCGCGAAUACCGUCCAGGUCUUCCACAGCACCGGCGAUGAACCCCUCAAGCAGGUUACCGAGCCUGUCCAGAACGACCUCGCUGGCCUUGGCGAGUACCACUUUUCCCUCCAGAAGAACCCCGUCGGACAAGCCACUCAACCGACUGGUAUCAAGGAGGCGGUUAUCUUCGGUGGCAUCUUCAUGGAAGAUUCUACCAGCGGCCAAGUCACUCUUCAGUAA